Magallana angulata is the source of this 1585-nucleotide messenger RNA. RefSeq names its product tRNA wybutosine-synthesizing protein 2 homolog. Gene Ontology annotation, cellular component: cytoplasm. The coding region runs from base 147 to 1553 and encodes 468 amino acids. The transcript is spliced from 6 exons. The record is from RefSeq and is a predicted model, not a curated record. Gene Ontology annotation, biological process: tRNA methylation. NCBI's taxonomy places the organism in Eukaryota, Metazoa, Mollusca, Bivalvia, Ostreida, Ostreidae. Gene Ontology annotation, molecular function: tRNA methyltransferase activity.
AUGGCCUCCGACACAGGAAUUCUGUUUACACCUGCUUCUUGUCGAAGUUGUGUUAAUUGUUUCUGCAAACUCUGGACCUGAGAAGACAUCUUUAAAGAUAAGGGUUUCUCUAAAAUCGAAAUGCCAGAACAGCCUCCAAAGGGACGAUGAUGGAUUCUCUUUGUGAAAAUCUCGUUCUCGCGAGACGCAAGAUGGCCGCGCCCAUGAACAGAGAAGGAAAGAAAUUGGCGUUGAGUGUACCAGCAAAACAUGGACAGCAGGUUAGGAAGAGUUUGCAAAGCAGUGGUCUCUACGACUCAAGCAGACGUUCCAAAAGUGCAGAAGAUGGCCAUGUCGUACUUCCAGUCUUGGACCUCGGACAAAACCUGGAACAAAAACUAAGGGAUGCAAUGUUACUAGAGAAUCCCGUAGAUUGGAAAAUCGUCCAAAUACAACUACCCGCUUCUAAGAAGAAUCAAAUCAUCUCCCCUUACCAACAAAUAGUUUCAGCCAUAGACAAGUUUCUCCGAGAUCAUGGCGGGGCAGAACUGAUGGAGGAUCUGAGAUCAGACAUACCGAGGCGCUGGGAGCGCCAUGGUGACUUGGUCAUGAUUGACGCCUGCUUUCAGAACCCCUUCUGGAGACAGUACGGUGACGAUAUCUGGCGCCUGAUUGCCGAGGUUCUCUCCUGUGACAGAUUGGCGCAGAAAGGGAGCAUUGCUUCUAAUGGCUACCGGACCCCAAGUGUCCGUCUGCUUCUGGGUCAGGACGGCUGGGUGGAACACGUGGACAAUGGAAUAAGGUAUACGUAUGAUGUAACUAAGUGCAUGUUCUCCGCGGGAAAUGUUACGGAGAAGCUUCGAGUAUCCCGCUUUCACUGUGAGAACGAAACCGUUGUUGAUCUCUAUGCUGGUAUUGGAUAUUUCACCCUGCCUUAUCUAGUCCACGCCAGAGCCGACCGUCUCCACGCCUGCGAGUGGAACCCGGAUGCUGUGGAGGCGCUGAGAAAGAACCUUCGUCUGAACGGGGUGGAAGACAGGUGCGUGGUCCACUUCGGAGACAAUAGACAGCUCUGUCCAAAAGACGUUGCUGAUCGAGUGAACCUUGGGCUUAUUCCAUCCUCGGAGCCUGGCUGGGAAACUGCGUGUGCGGCAUUAAAGAGGUGUUCGGGUGGAAUUCUCCACAUACACGGCAAUGUGGAAAGCGGGAAAACCACACCGAAAUCCAGUAGCAACUGUGAUGAAUCUGAGAUUGUAAAAUGCUCAAACAGCACUGAAAACGGAAUAGAUUCAAUGAAAGUCUCAGAAAGAAAUCUCACAAACUCUACUGAUACAUGUUUGAGCAAUUGUUUGAACUGUUCAGAUUUAGCAGCAAAAACUCAGCCAAACUCGACAAAGGAGAUAUGGAGGGAUUGGUCUUUGGGGGUCUCAUCAAAGAUCAGAGUUAUUCUUGAGAGACUUCAUACCCCUCACAUUUGGCAAACGAAGGUUCUACACAUCGAACACGUGAAGUCGUACGCACCACAUAUUGAUCAUUUAGUGGUGGACAUUGAGUGUAGACCUGUACCAGGAUAGCAAAUGUUAUACAUUAAAUUCAUUAAAAAUUG